CACUGCUAGAUUCUACAAUGUCGAACAGUAUUAUUUAAACGUGUCAAAAAUGUUAAAAAAACAUAUUUUUCACUGAAUUAACUACUUUUCGCUACUCAAAAAGGAUUUAUAAAAUGGAAAUCCUCUAAAUUUAUAAAAUUAAGAUAUCACAGAAUAAAAAUUAAAGUUACAAAAUAGAAUCUCGGUAAAUAAAAUAGGAAAAUGACUAGUUAUUACUCGGGUUUGAAUUCAAGUUCCUUAUUUUCAAAUACGGAAGGAGUAAUUGUGGCAAUUGAUCGUAUUACGAAAAUACCCUUUCCCGGAAUUACUAGUAUGGAAAUAGGUUGGAAUUACUUUUUACUCUGGCGAAAUGAAGACUUGUUUAUUUCUGGGAAACUUGAUCUUGAUUCUGAAAAGGAGAAAGAACCCAAGAUGCUGCAAAUUCCAGAUAAAAAAUCAGGAAGUCCGAAAAUAGCACUUGCAGGGCCAGAGAGUGUGACGAUAUUGUCUGCAAAUAAUGAUCUUUGGCAAUAUAAAAUAUUCGAAAAGAGAUGGAAAAAAGUUUCAAAAUUUAUUUCUGAUUCUGAGGAUGGUGGAGAAGAGUGUGUUGUCAAAAUUGCAGGUGUAAGAUGUUUAGUUGCUUUAACAAACUUAGGACGUGUAUUUAAUAUACCUACAUUAGUCGAAAUGCAAAAAAGGCUGAAGUUUGUAGACAUUGCUUGUGGGUUUGAUCACACUAUCAUGCUGUCAGAUAAUGGAGAUGUUUAUUCCAUGGGAAUGGGAACGCGAGGUCAAUUAGGACAUGGAGAUUUGGAAGAUUGUGACAAUCCAAAAAUAAUAGAAGCUUUAGCAGGGCUUAAAGUUUCUCAAAUCGCAGCUUCUGGCUGGCAUUCUGCUGUUGUCACUUCCCAAGGAGAUCUUUAUUCUUGGGGCUGGAAUACGAAUGGAGAGUUAGGAAUAUUAAAUUCUACAACGAAAGUUGUUGCCUCACCGACCAUAGUUGAUUUUCAAAAUGAAAAAGGAGACAUUUUGGAAGUAAAUGUUAGCCGAGUUCAAUGUGGAAAUGCUUUUACUGUUUGCUUAUUAGAAGAUGGGACUCUCUGGGGUGCUGGUUCGAACAAAUACGGCCAGCUUGGAGAAUCUAGGAAAAAAAUUACACAAUCGAAUGAGUUUAUCCCACUUGGAAUCGAUUUGGGGGGAAAGUGUUUGAAAGACUUUAAAUGCCAAGAAUGGGGAAUUUAUGUGUCCAGCGAUUAAAUUUAGAACGUUAUUAUUUCCAUUCGAAUAAUGUUUUAUGUAUCAAAUAUUAUGUAAAUAAAUCAUCAAAA
This is a messenger RNA of Belonocnema kinseyi, 1307 nucleotides long. RefSeq names its product probable E3 ubiquitin-protein ligase HERC4. The transcript is spliced from 7 exons. NCBI's taxonomy places the organism in Eukaryota, Metazoa, Arthropoda, Insecta, Hymenoptera, Cynipidae. The record is from RefSeq and is a predicted model, not a curated record. Bases 202 to 1236 code for a protein of 344 amino acids.